Messenger RNA from Triticum aestivum (bread wheat), 8619 nucleotides. Its product is annotated as pentatricopeptide repeat-containing protein At5g52850, chloroplastic. The transcript has 10 exons. Gene Ontology annotation, molecular function: protein binding; RNA binding. NCBI's taxonomy places the organism in Eukaryota, Viridiplantae, Streptophyta, Magnoliopsida, Poales, Poaceae. Gene Ontology annotation, biological process: RNA modification. The record is from RefSeq and is a predicted model, not a curated record. The coding region runs from base 39 to 2144 and encodes 701 amino acids.
ACUCUGACUGAGCGCCAGCCAGAAAGAAGAAGAAGAAUAUGCCGCUCCGGCUGCGGCUGCCAGCGCCAUGCCAGAGCCAGAGGCGCGCGGCGGCUUCGUGGGCCGCGGCCGUAGCCGACCACGCGCGCGCCGGCCGCCACGCCGCCGCGCUCACCGUCUUCCGCCGCGUCCUCGCCGCCCACCCGGCCGCCGCGGUCGACGAGCUCGCCUACUCGGCGCUCCUCCGCUGCCGCGACGCCCGCCUGGCUUACCAGAUACACGCGCAGGCGUGCCGCCGGGGCCUCGCCGCCUCCAACCCCGUCCUCGCCUGCUCCCUGCUCGCCUUCUACUCCGCCGCCCGCUCCGACCUCCCGGCCGCCGCCAGCCUGUUCGACGAAAUGCCGCGCAGGGACGCCGUCGCCUACACCGCCAUGAUGUCGGCUUUCGUCCGCGCCGGGGACUGGGCACAGGCCCUCGCGCUCUACCCUCGCAUGCUUGCCGCCGGCGCCGCCCCGCCCACCGAGCACACCUUCGCCAACCUGCUGGCACUCUGCGCCUCCAGGCAGCUGUGCUGCCACGGGAGGCAGCUCCACGCGCAGCUCCUCCGCUGGGGGGCCGACCUCAACCUGGUGCUCAAGACCGCGCUCCUCCACAUGUACUCCAGCUGUGGCUUCAUGGACCACGCGCACGCCGUGCUCUGCUCCACGCCCGACACGGACGUCGUGCUCUGGACGGCCAUGAUUGCCGGCUACUCGCGGGCAGGAGACCUCCAGGCCGCUCUGCGCAUGUUCCGUCACAUGGAGCAGGCUGGCGUGCUGCCCAGUGCCUUCACCUUCUCCGGGAUCAUCACCGCCUGUGCUUCUUCUUCCUCUGCCCAGCCCCAGGCGUCACAGACUGGACGGCAGCUCCAUGCCCGUGUCUUCAAGUUUGCUCUGGAGCACGACAUCUCUGUCUGCAACGCGCUCGUCGACUUGUACAGCAAGUCGUCCGCCCGUCUGCUCGACCUGCUCCAUGCGUUCAGGGCCACAGACAGCCCGAAUGUGGUGUCCUGGACCGCCUUGAUCGCUGGACUUGCACGCCAUGGCAGAGACAAGGAUGCAUUUGCGGCGUUCGCAGAGAUGCGGGCCAGCGAGGUGCAACCCAACUCAUUCACCGUCUCCACCCUUCUGAAGGGCUGCAGCUCCUCCUCAGAAUCAGACUCUUUCCUACAUGCUACAAAAAUCCAUGCUUACGUGCUCAAGACCAGCCUUGGGUCUUUGGAUGUGUCUGUCGGGAACUCGCUGGUCCAUCUUUAUUCCAGGUUUGCAAGAAUGGAUGACGCGUGGGCAGUUGCGACAACAAUGGCCUGUGCAAGGGACAACCUCACAUACACAAGCCUUGCAAAGGGGCUGAAUCAGAUCGGCCUUCCAAGCAAGGCCCUUGAGAUGGUAGUCCACAUGUUUCGUGAGGAGGUUCGUAUCGAUGGUUUCAGUCUCGCCUGCUUCCUCUCUGCUGCUGCGACCUUGCCAUCCAUAGAGCCUGGGAAGCACUUGCACUGCUGCUCGCUGAAAUUGGGAUUGAGCAGUCAGGUCUCAGUUUCCAACAGCCUUAUCAACAUGUACAGCAAGCAUAAGUGUGUGGAGGAUGCUAAGAGUGUUUUCCACUCAAUCAGGGAGCCAAGUGUCGUGUCGUGGAACGCACUAAUAUCUGGGCUGGCAUACAAUAAUGGGUGCUAUUAUGAAGCGCUGUCGGUUUUCGAAGACAUGACAUUGGCUGGGGCACAGCCUGAUAGCAUCACUUCCUCUGCUGUGCUUUAUGCCUGCACUCAUGGUGGCUUCGUUGACAUUGGCAUCAACCAUUUCAACUCUAUGAGGAAUUCGUUUGGUGUUUCCCCACAAAGGAGCCACUACACACUCUUUCUGGAUAUGUUAGGACGAGUGGGUCGUCUUACGGAGGCGGCAUGCACCAUUGAGGCCAUGCCCAUCCGGCCUGACGUGUCCAUGUACAAGAAUCUGUUAGCAUUUUGCGAGCUCCAUAAUGAUCUGUCUGUCGCAGAAAAUAUCACAAGGAAGGCACUGGAGUUAUACCCAUCGGACACAGUAUUUCAGAAUACCCUUUCAGGCAUCAGUGGUGCUCCAUGGGAACACAGGAUGAAGAGUGAUGCAGAUAUUCAAGCUAAAGCCUAACAGAUGCGCGCUAUGAUCUGUUUCUCUAUGCCAGGUUCUCGGAUGCUUCCUAUAUGGAUUUCCAGUUUUCCACUCAAAAAAAGAGCCACGAGGAUAAUUCCACGAAGAGAGCCAUUUCUUUCGACGUCUGCACAUCGAGCAUGGGAUGAUGAGAAGAACAAUGCAAGAUUCUUUCAGGGGCCUUUUGCUCUUCAAGGAUCUAUAGAAAUUCCACUGCAUUGAAACUUCUAUGAAAUAGAUUAUUGUUCCACCCCAUUCUGAAUCAAGCUCUCUUAAUUAGUGUCUGCUUUAUUGUUCCUCCCCGCAAAAGGAGUCACUGCAGAGUAUGGCAUGUGGUAUCUGCUUUAUUAGUCAAUUAACGAAGCAAACCACCCUCUCAUACAAUGUCAAUGAUUUGCUUGGUCUAAACUCUAAAUUAUGAUGCUUCUGUCUUGCAUUGAAUUGACACUCUUUGCCUGGAUAUAUAUUUUACUCCUGCGUUACAUACAGAAAUAAAUAGCUUGUGUAGUAUACAGAUUGUGGGGUGGCCUCUUAAAGAAAAACCUACACUACGCGAACAGAUAGAUUGUAGAAUGACACAGCAGCUUUUUCAGAAGAAAUACAUAGGCAGAAUUUCUGAGUACUUGUUACAGCAAUAUCUAUCUUGUGGUUAUAUAUAUACGUCCCUGCUCUAACAGCAAUUUUCUUAUAAGGUUGAAUGUCCAUUUCUGCUUCACAGGGCAAGGAUGGGAUAAGCCUCGGGAAACAAAUAAAGAUCAUGUGGAAGAUUCUGAUCCAUCGACAUUUGCCGAAGCCCUUCUCGGAUCCUCCACUCGUGAUAUUGUCGGAACUUACCAAGGUGCCAUAUUGCUGCAGCAACAGUGGGUUCUACUCCUUGACAAACCUCAUCAAUAGCAAAUUUGACAUUUUUUCUCAUAGCUUCCAUAAGCCUUGCGAAGUAUGCAAUAGUAUCCUGCAGUCAGCAAACUACGAGUUGUGAGUAUGGGAACCUUGUUUUAAAUUAAUAGCUUGAUGGUAGGACUCAACCAUGAGUUCUUGGAGCAUAUGAGAGAAUGAGGUGCGGGUAAAACCUUGAUGUCCAGUGGUUUAUAAUAUGAAGUGUGCUUGACGGUGCAAUCAGGGUCAAUCAGCUCCGUGAGCCGUGUGAUGUCCUUGUCAUUGAGGGAAGAGUAGAACUCCUGGAUCACAUUUGUCAUGGGUGAAGAUGGUAAGGUAUUACCUCCGCGGUCAGCAUUGUUGAGUCCCCCCGUUGCAUUUGGCCCUGGUAUCGCUCGUCUGGGCUUUGGUGAAUAUUGUUGCCUCUUCCCCCACUCGACGCUUAUCUGCUGGCGUUGGGACAGUGGGCGUUGUUUUAGGUUGAAAGAGGGAGACUGGAAAGAGACAAGCGCGAGGGCAGAGUUCAUGGCGUUUGGGUGUUUGAAUGCAGAAAGAUGUGAAGGUAUAGAGGAAUGAGGUGUGAUAUAGUGUUGCUGGGCAUUUUUGGUUGCUUGGCUAUUAGAGAAUGAAUCUGAAUGUAGCAGGGAGGCUUCCUGGCAUGGAAUGGGAUGGAAUUCACACGGUGCAUUGCUAAAGCAUAAAGAUUUGCUACGGUAUGAAGUAAGGAAUGUCUUGCUACAUAAUUUACGGAGUCAGGCCAGGCAAGUAUCAUGCCAAUCUGUAAAAGGGUAGUAUAACUUGUUCCUUGGUUUUCUUUAUGCUCUGAUUUACUUUACAUUGAGUUCCUUGGUUGUCUACAGAAAAGAAGAUAAGGAGGGACUUGUCAAGGAAGGAAGAAAGGGGAAAGGGGAAGAGAAAGAGAAGGCUGUAUGUAUAUCUUGGGAAAGGGAAAGGGAAAGGGAAAUUAAGGGGAAGAGGAAGCAGCAGCUGAUUUUGGUUGUCGGCACUUCCAGAAGAAGACUUUAAUACAGCGUCUAUGAUUUGAGUUCUGGAGCAAAAGUAGGAAGCCUCUGGGAAGCAAACCACCAUCAUGUGGAAUAUUCUGAGCCAUUGACGGUCUCUAUACUGCAGCUGGUUGUUGUAGGUCCUUCGCUGAUCCUUCACCCGUGAUGUUACCGGAGGAUCUUACCAAGGUGCCACAUUACUGCAACAGUGGGUUCUACUCCUUGACAAACCUCAUCGAUAGCAAAUUUGGCAUUCUUCCCCAUAACUUUGAUAAGCCUUGUGAAGUAGAGAUAUUGGAGCAGAUGAAAAAGUGAGAUGCAUGCGGGUAAAACCUUGACGUCCAGCGGUUUGUAGUAUGCAGUGUCCUCGAUGACGCAAUCAGGGGAAAUCAGCUUGUUGAGCCGCGUGAUAUCCUUGUCAUUGAGGGAGGAGUAGAACUCCUGAAUCACAUCUGUCAGGGGUGAAGAUGGUAAGGCAUUACCUCCACGGUAAGCACCGGUUGCAUUCGGGCCUGGUAUGGCUCGUAUGGGCUUUGCUGAACAUUGUUGCCUCUUCCUCCACUUGAUGCUGAUAUGCUGGUGGCGGGACUGCGGGCGCUGUUUUAGGAUGAAAUAAGAGGGAGAGUGGAAGGAGAUAUGUGUGAGGGCAGAAUUCAUGGUGUUUGGGUGUUUGCAUGCAGAAAGAGGUGAAGGCAUAGUGGAAUGAGGUAUGAUAUAGAGUUGGUGGGCAUUUCUAGUUGCUUGCUGGUUAGAGAAUGAAUCUGAGUCUACAUAUAGGGGAAGAAGCUUCCUGGCAUCAAAUGGAAUUUGCGUGGUGCACUGUUAAAGCAUAAACAUUUGUUUGUUACCAUAUCAAGUAAGGAAUUACUUCCACUAAAAUAUAUAGAGCCAGGCAAGGUAAGAAUCAUGCCAAUUUGUGAAAAGGUAUUGCUUUGUUCCUUGGUUUUCCUUUUGCUAUGCUUUACAUUGAGUUUCCCUGAAGAAGGAGAAGCCUGCUAAGACUGCCUUCUUGGAGGGUGGCUUGUGCUUGCUCGACUUCCCAACUGCUUUCUUCACGGCAGCAGCAAGAGGAGCAGCAGCGCAGCUUCAGGAAGAGGAGCAAGUGGGAACCUCAUUCUUGGUGGUCCUCGUAUCCUCCAGUGUGCCGGGCACCACCCAUGGCUCAUCUUCUUUGAAUACUCUCCACAUGGAAGCCAGCUUACUUGGUUGUGCCAUAGGAGCAAGAAUAGGAUGAAAUAAACCAGCAUCACAGGGUAUCUUUGAGAAUUGUUAUUCUUCUGAAAAUGUGGGAUUUCCUGUGGUAUUGCCUCCUUACAUGAACUCCUUGCAUAUGCUAUACAAAAUGAGGAUUCCCGUAACCAAUCCACCCACCACAAAUCUGAAAAGACGCGCGGCAACGGAAUGAAGUAUGUCCUGCAGGGAUUGGAAUAUUUCAUGAAAGGCAACUAGCUAGAGGUAGUCAGACUAAGAAACAUAGUUGGAUGCAGCAGCAGAAUUAUUUAUGCCUACCAAUGCCCGGUUUCCUUGUUUCACAGGUGUAGAAACUAAGGCCUUCGGUAAACGGGAUGAUCUUGCCCUUCCACUCUGCAACAAGGAUCUUACCAAGGUGCCACAUUACUACAGCAACAGUGGGUUCUACUCCUUGACAAACCUCAUCGAUAGCAAAUUUGGCAUUCUCCCCCAUGGAUCCCAUGAGCCUUGCGAAAGAUAUUUGAGCAGAUGAGAUGAGAGAAUAACCUUGAAGUUGAGUGGUUUGUAAUAGGAAGCGUGGUCGACGGUGCAAUCAGGGUCAAUGAGCUCCAUGAGCCGUGCUAUGUCCUUGUCAUUGAGGGAGGAGUAGAACUCAUGAAUCACAUCUGUCAAGGCAUUAUCUCCAUCUCCAUGGAAAGCUUUGUUGAGGCCCCUGGUUGCUUUUGGCCCUGGUAUUGAUCGUAUGGGCUUUGGUGAGCAUUGUUGUCUCUUCUCCCACUUGGCACUUAUCUGCUGUCGUCGGGACGGCGGGUGUUGUUUUAGGUUGAGGGAGGGAGACUGGAAGGAGACAAGUGUGAGGGCAGAAUUCAUGGUGUUUGAUGAAUGCAGAAAGAUGGCCAAGGCAUAGGGGGAUGAGGUGUGAUAUAGCAGCGUUGGUGGGCAUUUUUCGGUUGCUUGGUGGUCAGACAAGGAAUCCGAGUGAGUACAUUUGAGAUGGAAUAAUUAGCGUGGUGCAUUGCUAAAGCAUAAAGAUUCGUUACGACAUGAUGAAGUAAGGAAUAUCUUCCUAGCUACAUAAUAAUGUACAGAGCCAGGUCAGGCAAUAAUCAUGCCAGUCAGUAAAAGGGUAUUUGCUUUCUUCCUUGGGUUUUUUACAUUGAGGUCCUGAGACUACAGAAGAGAAGAGAAGAGAAGAGAAGAGAAGAGAAGAGCAGAGCAGAGUUUGGUUGUGUUGUGUGUCACUUGCGGAAGAAGCCUAAGACUGCCUUCUUGGAUGGCGGCUUGUACGCCUUGGUGGACUUGCCGAUAGCUUUCUUGGCGGCCGCAGAAAGAGGAGGGGCAGCACCAGCAGCAGGAGCAGAAAGAGGAGGGUCUUGCUCCCUGCCCUCAUUCUCAGCUGUCUCCUCCAAUUCGCUCGGCGCUGCCCAUGGCUCAUCCGCGUCUUCUUCUGAGAACACUCUCCGCAUCGUCUGCAGCUUAUUUGGCGGCGCCGGAGGAGGUAACUGGGCAAAUGCUGCCUUCUCCGUCUUUGACGGGCUAUAGUCGUAUGCAGGAUCUGUCUCAAGCUGUUUGGUUUUGCCCGCCGCCGCCGCUGCCACUUGUUUCGUGAUGCUCUCCACCUCAAACGAAUCCCCCUCGUCGUCGUCUGAUAACGCCAGCUGCUGCUGCUGCUGCAUUUGCAUCUUCAUUUGCUGCUCUUGCUCAGCCGCCUGCUUCAUUCGCUGCUCCUGCUCAGCCAACUGCUGCUUCAUUCGCUGCUCCUGCUGCACCUUCAUCUUCAUCUGCUCCUCCUGCUGCUGCUCCUGCUGCAGCUUCAUUUUCAUUUGCUGCUCUUGCUCAGCCACCUCCUGCUGCUGCUGCUGCUGUGCCUGUACAUGCUGCCCUUUAUGGGCAUGGCCACCACCAGGCAGUGUCAUGUCAUCGUCGGAAGAGUCGCUGAUGAGCUCCACGUCCACCGCCGCCACCUCAUGAGACCUGCUGCUGUACUCAACGCCAGGCUUCACCUCCUCCGACAUUGCUGCUGCUGCUGCCAAAGCUUCUUCUUGUUCUGCUGCUGCCUCUUCUUCUUUGUUGGCGGAGGCGUAGGCAUAGGCAUAGGCAUAGGCAGUGGCACCCGCAGAGGAGGAAGACGUGGACGAGGAGCUGCUCUUGCGGCUGGCCUCGGGAACCGUCACCGGCUGGCCCUGCAUCUUCUCGGUGACGAAGUAGGGCCUGAAGCGGGAUGGCCGGAAGUCGCUCACGUACGGCGCACCCACGGUGAAGCUCUCAUGCCGUCGGAACAGCAUGGCGUUCUUCUGCGCCGCCGCCCCCGCCCCCGGGAUGGACGACGGCUGCGGUGGUGCUUGGAGACGGAGAUCGUCGUCCACAUCAUCGAAGAAGGGGUUGCGCGAGGGGCGUAGGCCGAGCAUGGAGGGUGCGGAGUCGGGGAAGUUGUCGUCCUCGUCGUAGGGCCCGUCGAGGUCGAAGGGGUUCCUCUUCCUGGUGGCGAUGCUGAGCUUGGACGGGUCGUCGAGCUCCAUGACGUGCUGGUGGUGGUGGUGGAGAGGUCGCUGGUGGCCGCGGGCGCGACGCCUGGACAUGAGCUUCUCGACGGUGGCGUUCAUCUCGAGCUCGAGCGAGCCGAUGUUCUCGAUGCUCUUGGCGUCAUCGGCCGUCCACGCGACCGCCCGCACCGCGUCCUUUUUCUCGGACCGCUGGUGGUUGUGCUGCUUUCCUUCGUGGUCAGAGUCGGUUGAUUCUGAUUCGGUGUUGGCGGCGGUGUCGGGGAAGGAGGCGUGCGAGGUGGCGGUGGACAUGGUGGGUGGGUGGUGGUCAUUUUCGUCGACGGAGGAGGAGGAGGAGUCGCUGGAUUCGUCGGAGGGUCGGUGGUGAUGUCUGGUGCUUGGUUGGCAUUGUGGUGGGCGGUGGCUGAUCUUGUUGUAGACAUGCGGGUCAUGAUCCUGGGGCACGCUGUGGAGGAGGACGAUGCCGAGGAGGAGGGCGGUGAGGACGAGGACCGGGGCGGCGGCGAGGACGAAGGCGAAGACGGGGUAGACGAAGGCGUAGGUGAAGGCGAGGAAGAGGAGGAAGCAGAGGAGGAGAGGGUGGCGGUGGAAGAAGGCCGGCACCCCCUCAAUCUCCUCCUCCUCGUCCAUGGCACCGGCACCACCGCAGGUCGACCGCCGGCGCACCCGAUGAGCUCACAACAUGAACACGGUGGAUCUGCAUGCAUGCAUCAUCAAGACAAUAACAGCAGAAGAAGAAUAAUCAGGAACGAAUGAAGCAAUCCUAGCGCGCUGAUGAUGCAUAAUCAGAAUGAAAUGAACAAGGAAGAGAUUACAGGAGAGGAGAGGAGAGGGAAUUAAGGAAUGCAUGUAAUUAAUUACCAGGAUCUUAAUUAAUCGGUAGAGAUUGUGGUUUGUUGA